GCUCUGAAACCGGCCUGGCCGAGGGAGACAGGGCCUCGAUCAACAACGAGGCGAUAUCCGCUGCGAGGAGGAUCACGACUUUAGAGAUGAAGGAGCUGAAUGAGAGGCAGAGGGCCGAGCAUGCCCACAGGAUGUACGAACACAUGAGGAACUCCCUCAGACAGGUGGAGGAGCGCAACACAGAGCUGGAAUCCAAGUUCUUAGAGCUGACCAAGAUGAAUGCGGAGUCCCAGCGGGUCGAGCGGGAGCUAAGAGAUGAGCUGGCAGGCGCCAGCAGCAAAGCCGCCAGCGACGCCGACAAGGCCAGGAUCUCAGAGCUGGAGAAGGCCGAGGCCGAGCUGCGCCUCGAGGUCUCCAAGCUGCAAGAAGUCUCAGACGUGGCUUUGUCCCAGGUCUCUGCUCUGCAGGCCCAACACAAAUCCAAAGACAACGAAGUUGAGGCUUUCAGGAGACAAAUACUGGAAUACCAGUCACAGUCGGAUGAGAAGGCUCUGAUAGCAAAGCUCCACCAACACAUGGUGGCGCUGCAGCUCAGUGAGUCGACAGCUCUGGGGAAUCUGGAGGCCGCUGCCUCUCACAUCCAGCGGCUGGAGGCCAACAUGCUGCGCGCCGAGCAGCGGCUGGACGCCAGCGAGCGAGCGCUCUUCCUCGCCCGCCAGGAGGGCCGCCACCGCGCCACGCACCUCCGCCAGACCGUCCAGGCUCUGCGCAGGCAGUUCGCCGGGGCGCUGCCCCUCCGGCAGCAGGAGAAGUUCUCCCUGGCCAUGCUGAAGCUCCAGGAGGACCGAGCCAAAGCCCAGGAGGAGAGGAGGGCAGCUGAGGUGGAGAGGCGGAGGGCAGAUGGAAGAGCCCAGGAGCUGGAGGUGAGACUGCGAGGCCUGGAGGAGCUCAUCUCUACCCUGAAGGACGUGAAGGGUGCCCACAAGGUAAUGGAGUGGCACAAGAGGAUGGAGGAGGCCCGCCUCCAGGAGCUGAGGAAAGGGAGGGAGCUGGUGGUCCAGAAGGAGGAGAUCAGCUACCUUAAGAAGCUGGUGGAGGAGCAGGACCGCACAGUCCGCUCGCUGGAGGAGGACAUCGUCCAGCUCAACUCUCUUCAGGAAGAGCGUCAGCUGGCGUGGGACCAGCGGGAGGUGGAGCUGGAGCGCCAGCUGGACCGCUAUGAGAAGCAGCACACCGAGAUUCUCAACAACGCCGAGAAGGUUAAGGAAGGGGAAGGGCCGCUCCCAGACCCAGUGCUGCCUCUGGCUCAUCAGUUAGAGUUUGCUCUGGGUAAAAUCAAAGAGCAGGUUCGCACCAUCUUGGAGCUUCAGGGAACAUGCAAAAGUUUGGACAAGAAACUGAAAGAGAGCGAAGUGGCUUUGUUGAAAGCAGAGCAGAACGUCGUGUCGAGGGACAAGGUGAUCAACGAGCUGCGUCUCCGGCUCCCGGCGGCCGCCGACCGCGAGCGUCUGCUUGCCGACCUCAGAAAGAACGAAGAGGACCAGCCAAGCAGCCAGGCUGCCCUGAAGCUGGCGCACCAGACCAUCAAAGAUCUCCAAAGUCGACUCGACAAGAAAGAAGAUGUGCUGAAGAAAUACCAAAACCAGCUGGCUCAGGCCAGACAGGAUCAAGAGGAGAUGAUAAAAAGACAUCAGGAAGAGUUGAGAAUAUUACAUCAGAAGCUGGACUUGCACACAGACACCUCUCUGGAUCAGUUCAAACAGACAGCAUUGGAGUUGAUGAAGAAGCCCGCUAUCAGAGUGCUGACACCUAAACACCUGGAGCGCCUGGCUGAGUUGGAGCAGACGGUGGCUGAGCAGGAUGCUUCACUCAGCUCUGUCACAGAGAAGCUGAAGCUGACCGCAGCCGAGCUGGAGCAACACCGGAUCGCCAUGGAGACGCAGGCUAAGAAACACGCUGAGGAGACGGCAAAGCUGGAGGAGAACUACGUUGCCCAGGUGAAGGCUCUGGGCGGUGAGGUGGAGGACAGUAGGAGUCAGCUGGCUCAGAUGGAGAAGGAGAUGAGCUUCCUGCGCUCCGAGCUGGAAGCUCAGAAGGAGGCCAACGUUCGCUCCCCGAGCAACACCAUGAAAAACCUGGUGGAACGCCUCAAAGCACAACUCACUCAGAAGGAGAAACAGCUCAAGGCUCUCAGUAAGGCUCUGUUGGAGCUGCGGGCGGAGAUGAUGUCAGCUGCAGAGCAGCAAGUCAUAGCCAACGCUGCCCAGAAAGAGCAGAGUCUCAACGUUCAGAUGCUAGUGGACAAACACACCAAAGACCUGAAGGCACGGGUACAGGAACUGAACGAAGAACUUCAAGCUGCAAAGGAGUCGGCCAAAGCAGCCAGGAGCAGAGAGAACGUUCUGAAAGAGGAGGUUGAAGGACUAAACCUAGACUUCCAGAAAUAUCAAAGAACUCAGAGACGACUGCAGGCCGAGAAAGCAGAGCGAGAGCAAGAAGUGGUGGAGCUCAAGCAGCAAAUAAAGAGGCUCACCAGCACCAUGCAGAAUCAGACAGAGGCAGAUGGGAAAGGAGCCAUCAUAGAGAAUCUGCAGAAGAAGAUCAGGAGGCUGGAAUCGGACUUGGAGAAAAGGAACGACGUAAAAAACAUCAAAGAUGAUCAUGGAAAGACCAAAGAUGAAAUUGUGCGGUGGGAGGAGAGCAAAAGAUGGCAGGCUAGGAUGGAAAAGGUGAAGAAUUCCAUGAAGGAGAAGGAACGAGAUAACGAAUCACUGUCGAAGCAACUUGGCACUCUGAAAGAUCUUUAUGGCAGAUUGGAGCAGGAGAAGGCUGCGCUGCAGAAAAAACUGAAAGCUCGAGGUGUGACCGCCGACCAGGUGGUGGGGGUACGAGCCAACGACAUGGAAAGGCAGAUACAGGAGUUGAAGAAGAAGAAUUCUGAGCUGGAAACCCAGAUUGUCACCAUAAAGCAGCAGCAGGCCUUGCCUCGUGAUGAUGCCAUGGAUAAUCUUAUGUCAAAGAACCAUCUUCUAGAGGAGAGACUCCACUCCUUAGAGAGGCAGAUAUCCAAGGAACCCUCUUCCAGACCCUCGGAGAGACACUUCUCCUCCCGGGCACUUAGUGGGAUUUGUUCACUCACGUUUGAUGUUGAGGACGGAGCAUCGUGCUGUCAGCUUCCUGAGACCCCCGACCCCGCAGGAGGCGCCCUUGACCAACAAGGGGAGCCCACGCAGAGCCAGGCGGGUGGAGGAGAGGACCUUGAUGCGGAUCGCCUGGAAGAUGAAAGGCAAACAGCAGCAGUUGUUGGAGAAAAUGAAGAAAGCAUCUCUGUUGGAUGUGACGUUACGGAGCAUGUGGAACAGGAUGAACCGCCUGACACAAAAGGGAAUGGUGCCGAUUCUGAUGAUCUGUCAGAAAGGACGGAAUCCAUCUCGCCUCCGUCUGCAACACAGGCAACGACAGCCGGUGGAAUGAGCGAAAGCAGGAAGAAACCGGGCGAUCCUGACCCAGAUAGUGAAGGCAUGGAUCCCGAUGAUGAUGAUGAUGUCGGAGUUAUCCCGGAGGGGACCCAGAAUGCCGAAGAAAAGGUGAAAGAGAAAGAAGAAGACGUGACGACAAGAACGGAAGUACAGGAAGAUGACCAGAAUUCUUUCUCAGCUGAUCCUGAUGUUGAUUCUAGUAUCACUCUGAGCAAACGCCCGGAGAGAAUUGUCCACGCAAAAAGGGGCAAACAAACACAAAAACAGGAAGUUGUGAAGUAUCAGAAGACUUCGGGACGCGGGACCAGGACCCCAUCACAGAGAGAUCAGGACAUCUCAAAGGAAAACCUCAAGCUGGCCUCAGAGAACUUGGAGCUGCGCUUCCAGCUGGAACAGGCCAACCAAGAUCUACCCAGGCUGAAGAAUCAGGUUGCAGACCUAAAGGAGAUGUGUGAGGCUCUGAAACAGGAGAGUGCGGAUGCCGAGAAGAAGCUGGCACAUCUACGGGGAGCUGGUUUCAGCGGCAAAACGGUCCCUGAGCUGGAGAAGACGAUUGGUCUGAUGAAGAAGGUGGUGGAGAGGGUGCAGAGGGAGAACGAGGCGCUGAAGAAAUCCAGCAGCCGUGCAGAGCAAGACAGAGUUGCCGCUUUGGAGAAGGAAAACAAAAAGCUGAAGGCUGACUAUGAGAAUCUGAAACAUCGAAGCGAAGCUGAGCUGAGCGCAAAACUGGAAUCCAAAACCAAAGGACUGGAGAGGAUCGUGGUGGAAAACGAGCGCCUCCGCAGAGAGAUCCAAAGGGAAGUGGAGGCGGCGGAGAGGCUGAGAGUGAGCAGGACGAGUCUGGAGGCGACCAAUGAGAAGCUGGAGUCUGAGCUGGAGGAAACCAGGCAGAAGCUGCGAGCGGCUCUGUCCAAAGCUGCCGCUGUGGGACCUGAAGGCAAAGCUUCCAGGGCCACUGUUGUUGCCAGGAUGUUUGAGAACAAGAUGAAGGAGUUGGAGGAGCAGCUCUCCCAGAAGACCUCCAGCAUGUCAGAGCUCAAACAGCAGCUCAAAGAGGCCAAGAGGCGCGAGGAGUGGGCCGAGACACGGGCAAGGCAGCUCCAAGAUCAGGUUGACGUGUUACAAAAGUUUCCAGCAGCUCCAAAGACUAAUGUGGGGAGCUCCAAGGAUCUCCAAGCUGUCAGACUGGAGAGUGCCGAGCCAGAGAGGACGACCAUGGAGCCGAAACAGAAGCUGAAUGACGACCCGGAGCAGGAUGCUGGAGCUUCUCCAGAACCUGGUCAUGGGAACCUGAAAAGGCUCCUACAAGCUGCCGAAAGCCAGAAAUCUAAACUCCAAGCAGAGGUGAGAAAGCUAAGGAAGGAGCUGGGGAACUUCGACCCGAACUUUUUCGAAGAGCUGGAGGAUUUGAAAUACAACUACAACCUGGAGGUGAAGAAGAACAUCCUGCUGGAGGAGCAGCUGAGGAAGGUGUGCGAUCAGUUUGGUGUGACGGCUGAAAUGCCCAGCGUGUCCAUCAGCUAACGCAUGGUUGCCCAGACUGUUUUACUACAAAGAAUUUGCUACUAUUCUAAUUAUGUUCUGUUUUUUUUCUUUUACUAUCAAAGUCAGGAGAAACAACCAAGCAGCACUUUUUUUUACUGUUUUUG
Molecule: messenger RNA, 5068 nt
Organism: Poecilia latipinna (sailfin molly)
Lineage: Eukaryota; Metazoa; Chordata; Actinopteri; Cyprinodontiformes; Poeciliidae
Product: centrosomal protein of 290 kDa-like
Exons: 27
Biological process (GO): ciliary transition zone assembly; camera-type eye development; kidney development
Cellular component (GO): centriolar satellite; ciliary transition zone
Source: RefSeq, a predicted model, not a curated record